Sinocyclocheilus rhinocerous is the source of this 1542-nucleotide messenger RNA. Its product is annotated as SH2 domain-containing protein 4A-like. The transcript is spliced from 6 exons. The coding region runs from base 285 to 1127 and encodes 280 amino acids. NCBI's taxonomy places the organism in Eukaryota, Metazoa, Chordata, Actinopteri, Cypriniformes, Cyprinidae. The record is from RefSeq and is a predicted model, not a curated record. Gene Ontology annotation, cellular component: cytoplasm.
AGACACGCACACACACACACACACACACACGCUGCUGCCUGUUUCACUAACACAACUCCACAGCACACUUCUCCAGCUCUGAAUGCUGGAAUCACAUGGCCAGAGUGUGGGACAGAAACAAACUCAACAGCAGGAUCUAAAAUGCCAAUCUUUGGAAGAUAGAGGGAGCUUUUGUUUGAGAAAAGGACGACAAGAAUUCCAAAAAAGGAGCUGGACUCUUCAGAGAGCAUUUUUGUGUACCAGCACACUUAAUCAAAAGCCUACAACAUACAUACAGACACAACAUGCUGCAGCAAAUCCUAGCUGACAUGUACAUCGACCCUGAUGUACUAGAGGCUUUAAAUGAGGAACAGAAGAAGAUUCUGUUCUUCAAAAUGAGAGAGGAGCAAGUCAGGCGCUGGAAGGAGUGGGAAGAGAAGGAGGGCAAGGAGGGGAUAAAAAAAGAAAAGCUCCAGCAAAAGAAAGGCCCUUGUAAAAGUGUGAGCUGGCUGCUUGGCAGCGACGGUGAUGUGCAUGUGUGUAUUAUCGGAGAAUCUGACGAGCUCAAAUCUCCAAAACUCAUUCUGUCCGAGCUGAAAAACAAAGCUGCGGCCAACCCCAAUACUUUCAACAGAGCAAAAGCAGAACCUGUAAAUAGCAGCUUGACCAAACCCAGCAGAGCACAACAAACCAGCACAGAAUCAGGGAUCCAGCUACUGCUCAAGAAACCAGAGGAGCUCAGUGAUUCCACGACAGUCUCAGAUGAGUCCAAGCAGGACAGCGGUUCUGAUCAGUCAGCUGACGACACCAGGGGCCAAACAGAUGACUCAGACUCAGGCAGUGCGGAGGAGGACAUGGGCCUUUACAGAUCACAUAUGAGCAAUGCAGAGACAACAGUAGCAGACAGACUCAGAGAGCUUCAACUGCACAGAGCAAUGAAAGAGCAUCUGUCAAUCAACAACAAGACACACCCACUGGACACACCCACACCAGACAAAGGAGUGGUGAAAAAUAAGGAUAGCGGUCUGACGAAUGGCAGUCGUGUGGCUCAGCUCAGGAAGAACUUCAACACCACUAAUGCCCCAUGUGUCAAACCACCGAUCCCCUGCAAGCCCACUCACCUACUGGCUUCCCCCUCUGUCAGAUAAACACAACACUGCUACACGCCUGAAAAAUAUCCUUGUGUAUCCAAAAAUCUGCAAAAUGAACUAAAAACACUAGAAAGACCUGCGCAUACCUGAGCGUAAGAGCAGAUCCAGGUGUGGACGCAGCUGGAGACGGAUGUUAUAAGGAAAUCAAACACUUCUUAUGACCCAGCUCGAGCCAUCACUCUUCAGGUUUCACACUGUUUACAGAGGAAUAUGGUCUCCAAAAGACUCAAAGAAUUGUUCUACUCCCUUUAUACAAUAUUGUUUAUUUUUUUAUAUUUUUUCUUAUAUAAACUUUGUUUCCUUAAGGGGAGGGUGACCAAAGUUAUUGUGUCAUGUUUGUAUAGAUAAUUUUUCGUCUGGUUGUAAAUAACGGUGUCAUAUUGUAUUAAAUAAAACAACUGGUUUUGAGAAC